UGCGAGGCAGCUCGCAUGCACAUCUCGAAGCAAAACAAGCAAAGCCAACUGAACAAUCUCAACAAUCUCUCAUCGAACGCGACACACGAAGCCGUUCAUCUUCUCUGCCAGUUUCUCAUCUUUGACCCUAAGAAAAGAAUCUCGUGUUUCGACGCUCUCUCGCAUCCGUAUCUCGAUGAAGGGCGGCAGUACUACCACACGAUGCUCUGCACGUGUUGCCACGUGAGGAACGGCAUACGUGUGUACAGCCGCGAUCUCGAACCGUCGAGCCCUCAUCUUUUCAACUCGUUGUACGAAGACAGUGUGAUGUACGUGUCCAGUUUACAACACAUUCUUCGACAGUUCAUCUCACAAGUCAAUCCGGAAAAGCCGCCGCUUUAUAUCAACCCGGCGGCGGCCGUUUUGCCAAGUUUCUUCCGGACUCGUCCUGGACGAGCACCCGAGACUUCGUAGUUGAUAACAACUGUAUACAUGCGUGGGUGUGGACUUGAGAUUGCCAUUGAAUGUUAUAUAUGUUAAUUAAACAGACAGUAAAGCGACGAGCGUUCACAUCCCAUC
Molecule: messenger RNA, 558 nt
Organism: Corticium candelabrum
Lineage: Eukaryota; Metazoa; Porifera; Homoscleromorpha; Homosclerophorida; Plakinidae
Product: serine/threonine-protein kinase NLK2-like
Exons: 1
Coding region: 16-453 (145 amino acids)
Molecular function (GO): electron transfer activity; heme binding
Source: RefSeq, a predicted model, not a curated record